This is a messenger RNA of Ceratosolen solmsi marchali, 1602 nucleotides long. Its product is annotated as cytochrome P450 4C1. Bases 64 to 1602 code for a protein of 512 amino acids. The transcript is spliced from 12 exons. The record is from RefSeq and is a predicted model, not a curated record. NCBI's taxonomy places the organism in Eukaryota, Metazoa, Arthropoda, Insecta, Hymenoptera, Agaonidae. Gene Ontology annotation, molecular function: oxidoreductase activity, acting on paired donors, with incorporation or reduction of molecular oxygen; iron ion binding; heme binding.
UAUUAACCAUAUUAAUUGCACAAGUAUAUUGACUUUAUUGAAAGUGAAAAGAAUAUUAUUAUCAUGGUGUACUUUUUAUUUUUCGUUAUACUUAUUAUAUUAGGAUUUUGGUGUUAUUAUUUGAAUUUGCAUUACAAUAGAGAAGGCAGAUUAAUUAAUAAAUUAUCGGGGCCUAGGCACAUACCUAUUUUUGGGAGUAUGUUCGAACUACACACAACUCCUACUGAAAUAAAUGCUAAAUUACGAUAUUGGAGUGAAAUUUACAAACCAAUUUAUAAAUUUUGGUUAGGUUUUAAACCUUUAAUACUUAUUAGUCAUCCAGAUGAUUUAGAGAUUUUACUCACAAAUUCGAAACACAUUAAUAAGCAAUACGCUUAUGAAUGUUUUGGUCCAUGGUUGGGAACUGGUCUUCUAACAUCAGUAGGAGAAAAAUGGCAUCGACGCCGAAAAAUCUUGUCAAAAGCUUUUCAUUUUAAUAUUUUAAAAAAAUAUAUGGAUAUAACAAAUGUACAUGCACAGAAACUCGUUUCAAAAACUAAACUCGAAGGAAAGGAGACAAAACAGAAUCUCUUACAAUUUUGCUCGACACAUACAUUAAAUAUCAUUUGUGAAACAGCGAUGGGGGUGUCAUUAGACAAUGAUAAUACUGCAAAAAUAUACAAAAAUUCAAUUUAUAAAAUCGGCGAUAUUAUCAUUUAUAGACUGCUUCGACCAUACAUAACAGAUUGGAUGUUACCUUUCAUGCCGAAAUUCAAUAAGGAAUAUAAAGAGGUUUUGCAUAAUCUUAAUUCUUUUACACAUAACAUAGUGCAGGAGAGGCGGAAAUAUCAUGAAAAAACAAAUUAUGUAUUCCUGGAUAAAAUAUACGAGGACGAAGUAGCAGAAUCAAAAUCAGACGAAACUUAUUCUGUUCAAAGAAAAAAAUUAUCAAUGCUUGAUCUGCUUUUGGAAACUGAGAGAUCUGGCGGAAUAAAUGAGGAAGGAAUUAAGGAAGAGGUAGCUACUUUUAUUUUUGAAGGACAUGAUACAACAGCAAUGGGUUUGUGUUUUGCUAUACUACUUCUUGCACAAAAUGAAGAAGCUCAAAAUAUUGCUAGAAACGAAGUGGAGGACAUUUUGAGGCCAAAAGAUGGAAAACUAGAUAUAUCAGAUUUACAAAAAAUGAACUAUCUUGAAAGAUGUAUUAAAGAAACACUUAGAAUAUUCCCAUCGGUUCCUUCAAUUACGCGCUAUCUAUUGGAAGAUGUUCACUUAAAACAUACGACGAUUCCUCGAAAUACUAACGUAAUUAUCAACUUUAUCGAUGCACAUAGAAACCCAGAAUUUUGGCCAGAACCAGAGAAAUUUGAUCCCGAUAGAUUUUUACCAGACCAAAUAAAAUCACGACAUCCAUUUGCUUAUGUACCUUUCAGUGCUGGACCUAGGAAUUGUAUAGGACAAAAAUUUGCUAUGUUGGAAUUGAAAUCCUUACUUGCAAAUAUUUUAUAUAAUUUUUACUUGGAACCCAUUGAUUAUAUUUGUGAUUUUGAAUUAUAUCAGGAUAUUGUUAUACGCCCUGACAAGCCAAUUCAUACUAAAUUUAUUCAAAUAGACAGAAAGUAA